AUGCUCAGACGGUCCUUCGCUAGAUUAUCCAGAAGUUCUGUUGCAUCAGUAGCUCAAUCUCGCAUGCUGGUCGUGCCAACUAGAGCACUGCGACUACGCACAGAUUUAGCUUCUUCUCUUAUCUAUAAACAACAUCUCACAUCAACCCCGUUCUCCAUCGCAACAGCCCGCCGCAACUACUCUUCUGUCCCCACAGAGGCUGACGUUGACCAGAUCUCCUCUGACGACUUCCACCAUGUCGCCGAUGAGGCCCUCGAGACAAUUCUCACUACAUACGAAGACCUCUCCGAAUCCAUCCCGGAUCUUGACGUGGAGCUGGCCCAAGGUGUGCUUACCCUUUACCUGCCCACCGUUGGUUCCUAUGUCAUCAAUAAACAGCCGCCCAACAAGCAGAUCUGGUGGUCCAGCCCUAUCUCCGGACCCAAGCGUUUUGAUCUAGUUAAGGGUGUUUGGACUUCCCUGCGCGAUGGUACAACCCUCAGAAACGAUCUCGAAACAGAAACAAACGGAGUUACUGCUUCUAGGGAUCUGCCUCAUCUAUCAAUACAAGGUAUUCGGUCUUUUGACAAUACCCAGCGAGAGACGAUCCAGUUUGGUACUCCUCUCACUUUGAUUGUAGGCCAGAAUGGCUCCGGAAAAACAACAAUUAUUGAAUGUCUCAAGUAUAUUACCACAGGUGAUCUUCCUCCAAACAGUAAAGGAGGUGCAUUUAUUCAUGAUCCAAAGCUUGUAGGUGAAAGAGAAGUCCUGGCACAGGUUAAACUCGCUUUUACCAAUGUCAAUGGCGUCCAAAUGAUUGCCACUCGUUCAAUGCAACUUACUGUCAAGAAAACUACCCGCACUUUUAAAACUCUUGAGGGACAAUUGCUUGCCAUUAAUGACGAAAAGCGAGUAUCAAUGUCUACCCGAUGCACUGAUCUUGAUGCCCAGAUGCCUCUUUAUAUUGGUGUUUCUCGUGCCAUUUUAGAAAACGUCAUUUUUUGCCAUCAGGAAGAGUCUCUAUGGCCCCUAUCUGAACCCUCUGUGCUAAAGAAAAAGUUUGACGAAAUUUUCGAGUCUCAAAAAUUUACAAAAGCUUUAGACAAUAUCAAAUCACUCCGAAAAGAAUAUGCAGCCACAAUCAAAAUCGAGCAAAACUCUACCGAAUUUUAUAAACAAGACAAGGACCGUGCACGCGCUAUUGAGGACCGCGCAGUUAAAAUAUCAGAGGACAUUGACGGCCUCACCACACAGGUUAAUAAAAUAAAAAAUGACCACGAUACUAUUCUUGAAGAGAUCAAAAAGGUACUCGAUUCUAGUGCUGACCUUCAAGACUCCCUUCAGGAGCUUUCCAAACUCAGAAGUGAAAACAACCUUUACCUAAAAUCUAUUGAUCGUCUCAAAGCUUCCACUUCAACGGUUUUUGAAGGCACUGAUGAAGAACUUCAAAAACAAGUUCUUGAUUUUGACAAAAGACUAGACUCUCGUGCUAAGCGUGUGCAGACUGUCAAAGCCCAAAUUGCAAAAGAAAAAACUACUAUCGAAGGUAUUAACAAACAUUACCGCGAAACAAACCUUAAAGAGGGGCAACUGGAGGCUGCAUCUAAACGAUACCAUGGGUUACUUAGUGCACGUACCAAAAAAGUAUGCUCAUCAGCUUCUGUCUUUGAAUUACCAGAGGAAUCACUAAAUAAAACAACCGUAUUCACUCAUAGUGAGUUUGCAGAUAUCUUUGGCACUAUGCAUGAUGUUAGAGAAAGACACAAGCUUCAACUUGAAUCUGAAAAAACAAAAAAUGCAGUAGCCGAUAAUGAAUCAUCUAAGCGCAUUCAACAAGUCGUGUCCAAGAAACUCAAGCUUGAACAUAUUGCAACAGAUCUUGCAAAUGACAUUCGCAAAUGUACAGAAAAAAUUGCAAACCUUAAACGAACAGUUGAAUCCACAAUAGUUGAUGAGGCCACUAUAGCUUAUGAAAAGUCGCAACUUGUUGAUCUUGAAAAACAGUUGGCAAAAUCUGCAGACACUUUAGAACGUAUCCAAACUGAUAACAGCGUUCAACUUAAAGAAACCCGUUUGGCAGAGCUUUCAACAGACAUUGACAAACUUAAUGCUGAUUUAAAACUUGUGAAUGAAGAAUCCGAAAAUAGAGCAAAGAUUUUAUAUCUUCAAGAGGACUUGGCUAAGCGUGAAGCUGCACUCAGAGCUCUCAUUUCUGCUAAAAAGAGUGAUUUUGCUACUGUCAACCUUGACAUUGAAACAUUAACUACGCAACAGACUGAAUCAGGUCUUCGUGAUGCCAUUUCUGCAACCCAAAAAGUCUAUGACGAAGCUGUUCAUAAACAUGAUACUGCAAAGCGCGAACUUUCUCUUUGCGAAUCACGUCUUGACAUGAAUAAGAAAAAUAUAGAGAAAUUGAACAAAGAAAAGAAGGAACUUUUAGAGUCAAUCUACGACCAAAUCGAUUUUGAUUACAAGGAUUAUGACGAAAAAGUUUCUGAACUCGAGAUUCAGGAGCGUACAGUAACAUCUUCUAUUGGUGAAAAUAGCUUUUUGAAGAACCUCAAUGAAAGAGCCGUAGAAGUGGCUGAAAAACAGAAUCUUUGUCUCAUGUGUUGCCGCAAGUUCCAAACUUCUCAAGAAAAGGAUGGCUUUCUGUCCAUCAUGGAAAAAAAGGAUGAACACAUUAGCGAUAUCGAGGGGCUUAAAACCUCGUUGGAGCAAAUAACAGAAGCACUGAAGAUUGUUCGUGACUUAUCCCCAAGUAUUUCCCGUCUUAAGGCUUUAGAAAAUGGCCUUAUUCCUUAUGAUUUAAACGAACAACCUGCAUUACAAACCUCCGUUAAGGAAGCUCGAGCCAACGAUGACGCUACCAAAUCUGCAGUGGAAGCUGCUAAAACAAGACUCGAACACGUUGAAUCUUUACGUCGUGCUUCUUCCGACUUGGUUCGCAAUGGCGCUGAGCUGACCAGUAUCCGUGGAGAAAUUGAGACUGUGCAGGCACAGCUUCGUAUAGAUACCGGAGAACUGGGUAGCAGCUCGCAGAUUUUGGGACAAAUUAGCGUCAAGAAUGAAGAAUCUAAACGGAUAGAUAAGGAAUUACGUGCAUUACUUGAAGAGCGAGAUCAAGCACGCAUUUUGGCAAAUAAAAUGGAGAGUGCUAUUAAUAAAAAGAAACUGCGCAUUUCCGAUCUCCAAAAACAGUUAGACGAUCGUAAUGUUGCCGAAGCAGAAAUUAAAACUUUGGACAAAGAGCGUUUGGAGAUGAAUAGUCGUGUUGCCGAAAACAAACAAGAAAUUGAAGUUAUUGCAUUACAAGUUAAGGAACAGGAAACUCUUGCGACCGAUAUUAAGCUUAAAGGAGCGCAGAGAGAGCAGGAAAUUUCUGUCAAGUAUGCUCGCAUGCAUGACGUUUUGCGGGACUUGGAAAACAUAUGCAAAGAAAUUGAUGCUUAUGAAAAGAAUGGUGGCGAUGAGCCUCUCAAAACGUGCCGUGCACUUGUUGAGACCUUGCAAGAGCAACUCAAUGAUACCAAUGCGGACUUAGAUUCCCAGACUAAGGAGCUGACCAAAGCUGAAAUGGAACUUGCAGAUCUUAGCACACAUGACCGGAUGCUCAAGGAUAACGUGGAGAUUAGGCGGUUACAGCGGCGCGUUGAUAAGGGAAUUGUACGGAUUCAAGAGCUCGAAGGCAUGAACAUUGAGGCACAGUCUGAAAAACUUAAACAGCGUGAGAAUAUACUCAAUGAGGAAAAAACCAAACUAUUUGCUGAUGCUGAAGGUAAAAUGGGUGAGAUUAAACAGCUACAUGAGCAGCUGGAGGUUGCGCAAUUGGAAUUGGAUACAACAUAUAAGGAUAUUGGAGAAAAAUACAGGCGAUCGCUCAUCAAGAUGCACACUCUGUCAGUAGCCAGCGACGAUUUGGCCAAGUAUGCGAAAGCAUUAGACAGUGCCAUUAUGAAGUAUCAUUCGAUGAAGAUGGAAGAAAUUAACCGCAUUAUUGACGAGCUUUGGAAAAAAACGUACUCAGGAACAGAUGUUGACACGAUUUUGAUUCGGUCGGAAAAUGAGAGUGCGCGCGGAAAUAAUCGCACUUAUAACUACCGUGUAUGCAUGAUCAAACAAGAUGUGGAAUUAGAUAUGCGUGGCCGGUGCUCUGCAGGCCAAAAAGUGCUGGCGAGUAUCAUUAUCCGCCUGGCUUUGGCUGAGUGCUUUGGUGUCAACUGUGGGUUAAUUGCAUUAGACGAGCCAACUACCAACUUGGAUCAAGACAACAUUGAGUCGCUGGCAAAGGCUCUAGGGUCCAUUAUUGCAACACGCAAGGCGCAGAAAAACUUUCAACUUAUUGUUAUUACACACGACGAAAAAUUUUUGCUUCACAUGAAUGCAGCAGCCUACACAGACCAUUUUUACAGAGUGAGCAGAAAUGAUCGCCAGAGGUCCACCAUCGACUGGGUCCCGAUUACCAGAAUUUCCGAGUAA
Messenger RNA from Magnusiomyces paraingens, 4458 nucleotides. RefSeq lists its product as uncharacterized. Gene Ontology annotation, biological process: double-strand break repair; telomere maintenance via telomerase; iron incorporation into metallo-sulfur cluster. Bases 1 to 4458 code for a protein of 1485 amino acids. Gene Ontology annotation, cellular component: nucleus; Mre11 complex; mitochondrion. Lineage: Eukaryota; Fungi; Ascomycota; Dipodascomycetes; Dipodascales; Dipodascaceae. Gene Ontology annotation, molecular function: G-quadruplex DNA binding; ferroxidase activity; double-stranded telomeric DNA binding. The record is from RefSeq and is a predicted model, not a curated record. The transcript is spliced from 4 exons.